CUCGUAUUACAUUCUGUCCCGCUAAGCGCGGACCACCUCCGACAACCUUAAUUCCCCCACCUCACGUCACCUCCCCAGACAUCUACAACUCCCCGCACUCCCCUCCACGCCACAUCGACAUUGCCAGCUACACACAACAGGUAGCAAGAACUGCUACUCUCGUUUACUCGACACAGCCUCAUCCUGAAAAAGCUCUUCACAUUCUCCAUUGCUCAAUUGAGUCUCCAGAGCUUACCCACCUCUCCAACUCGUUGACUCUCGAGCUCUUUGCCGCCUACGUCCCUCUCUCAAGAACACGAAAAAUAUACUGGGAAUUAUACCUUACACUCAGAUACAACCAUGGCCCCUCUCAUUCGUGUCAUCGGCUCCCUCAAUGCCGACAUGGUCUCCGUGACCUCACGCUUCCCAGACCCGGGCGAGACCAUCACCUCCUCCUCCUACUUCACCAGCGCCGGCGGCAAAGGCGCCAACCAAGCCGUUGCCUGUGGCCGACUAUCUCGGCCACAACCUACAACCGACGGCCUCAACACGCAGAGUGACGUGACGGUCGAGAUGGUCGGCGCCGUGGGCGCAUUGGACGGCCACUUCUCCGCACUGCUUCGCCCCACGCUCGAAAAAUCGGGCGUGGACACAUCGCGCGUGCGGGUCAUUGAGGAUGCAUAUACCGGCGUGGCAGUCAUUAUCGUGGACUCGUCUGCUGGAGGCGAGAAUCGUAUCCUGUUCUCACCCGGUGCUAACUACACUGGCAUGCAACCCAUACCCGACGUGCUAGGUUCCGCGCUGGCCGCGCCAGUGCCGGACGUGGUCGUGAUGCAGGGUGAGAUCCCCGUGGACACGGUUGUUGCGAUUCUGCGUGAGAUCGCUGCAUUCAAGGCGAAGAAUCGUGCUGCGGGCAAGAGGGGUAUCGAGUGCGGGCCGGAUGUCAUGCUGAACCCAGCUCCGGCGCCACCGGGCGGUUUACCCGAGGAUGUCUACGCGGCUGUUGACCACUUGAUCCUGAACGAGACGGAGGCCGAGCUGAUGAGCCCUCCAGAAGAGCAAUUGCUCCGCGUGGUCCCGGAUGCAGCAGGGCUAGAAGGCAAUGAGAAAGUCGCGCGGUAUUUCCAUAAGCUGGGGGUGAGUUAUGUGCUGAUUACGCUCGGAGCCAAGGGAGUCUGGUACAGUGCUACGGACGGGGGCACUACUGGUCCCAGUGAUGGAGUGCGGCGCUUUACAAAUGAGAUUCCCGCCGCGCCAGUGUCUCGGGUGCUUGACACGACGGCGGCGGGCGAUACGUUCGUGGGUGCCUAUGCAGUCAAGGUUGCGCGAUGGCGUGAGCAGCGUCGCGUGGGGGGUAAGGCCGGGCUGGACCUGGUUGAUGCUGAGAAGCCGUAUCGGUACCAGACGGUGAUGGACGAGGGGAUGCGAUUGGCAGCGCGUGCGUCCGCUCGCGCCGUGGAGCGGCAGGGAGCGAUGGACAGUAUUCCAUUUGAGAGUGAACUUUAAGCUGGGUCUACUUAAAAAGUCCCGGGACAGAAGAAGAGUCUAAAGUGUGACAAUCAUGUAUAUUAUCAUUACAUCAUCGAUAGGGAUUGGAGUCGAGCGAGUGGUAUAUAUCUUUUAAUCUCUACUCUGGGACAUAAUUUUAUUGCCAUUGACUUACCCCUCGGAGAUAAUCUAUGGGAGGAGCAAUGACUGAUCUGGUCACGG
Penicillium brasilianum is the source of this 1689-nucleotide messenger RNA. The record is from the annotation of a GenBank genome assembly. NCBI's taxonomy places the organism in Eukaryota, Fungi, Ascomycota, Eurotiomycetes, Eurotiales, Aspergillaceae.